Molecule: messenger RNA, 573 nt
Organism: Trichoderma atroviride IMI 206040
Lineage: Eukaryota; Fungi; Ascomycota; Sordariomycetes; Hypocreales; Hypocreaceae
Source: RefSeq, a predicted model, not a curated record
GGCCAAACAGCGCUACAUUACGCUGCUGAGAGAGACUUCACCGCCAACAUAAAAGUCUUGGUUGACCACGGUGGUGACAUAAACACCGCUGAUAACUAUGGAUUCUCUCCGUUGCUCUGGGCUGUGGCUGCUGAUGAAAGGAACGCCGUCACCAUGCUGCAAGGCAUGGGCGCCGAUGUUAAUUCAAGCAGCGCGGAUGGAAAGUCUGCGCUGGCUUGGGCAGCCUGUCUGGGCAGAGCUUGGCUUGUCUCAUUGCUUCUGGAAUACGGCGCCAGUGUGUCUGGGAACGGAAACACGCAGAUGGUGCCGUUGGAAGACGCGGCAAGUUUUGGUGCCCUUCACGUCGUACAAAUGCUUCUCAGUCGUGGCGCGGAUUUGAAUUAUCGUGAUCGCGAUGGUUGGUCCGCAAUACAUUGGGCAGCAGAGGAGGGCCACGUGGAGAUUGUGCGCUUGUUGUUGGACCGGGGGGCCGAUGCCCAUGCUGUCAGCUCUUAUGGCACGUCACCGCUACACUGUGCUGCAAACGGAGGAAACAUUUCCAUUGUGAGUUUGCUUCUUCAACAAGGAGCCGAC